Messenger RNA from Sinocyclocheilus rhinocerous, 1942 nucleotides. RefSeq names its product interferon regulatory factor 2-like. Gene Ontology annotation, cellular component: nucleus. The record is from RefSeq and is a predicted model, not a curated record. NCBI's taxonomy places the organism in Eukaryota, Metazoa, Chordata, Actinopteri, Cypriniformes, Cyprinidae. Gene Ontology annotation, biological process: immune system process; regulation of transcription by RNA polymerase II. The coding region runs from base 81 to 1136 and encodes 351 amino acids. The transcript is spliced from 9 exons. Gene Ontology annotation, molecular function: DNA-binding transcription factor activity, RNA polymerase II-specific; RNA polymerase II cis-regulatory region sequence-specific DNA binding.
UUCCACGGGACGGGAUUGUAUAACACAUCUCAUCGAGGGAUCUUUAGAGGAUUAUCGGCUGCCUCCCCUACAGCGUCAAGAUGCCAGUGGACAGAAUGAGAAUGCGCCCCUGGUUGGAGCAACAGAUCGAGAGUGGGCAAAUUCAAGGUUUUCACUGGGUCAAUGAGGAGAAAAAGAUAUUUCAGAUACCAUGGAUGCAUGCAGCCAGACAUGGAUGGGAUUUAGAAAAGGAUGCACCUUUAUUUAUGAACUGGGCCAUUCACACAGGAAAGUAUCGUCCAGGUAUUGACAAGCCAGACCCUAAGACGUGGAAGGCAAAUUUCCGCUGUGCUAUGAAUUCUCUACCAGACAUUGAGGAAGUGAAAGAUAAAAGCAUGAAGAGAGGAAGCAAUGCCUUGAGAAUGUACAGAUUGCUUUCCUCAUAUGAAAAAGCUGUUAAGAAAGGGAAGAAAAAGAUGGACCUGGAGCAAAGAGCAAAAAGGGUUUUUCAGAAACGGAAAGCUGGCAUUCCCAGAAAAUAUAAAAUGACAAAGGAACAAAGUGAAGAGAAUUUAAUGGAAGAAACUACACCGGACAGCACUGUGCUAUUUACUGAGCAGGAGUGCUCCCCUGUGCCCAUGUCAUCUGUGAGGGAGAUGGCUGUAGCUGAAUUACCUGACGUGUGUGCAGUUGUUGAGGUGGCAACGGAGAAUGCAGAACCUGCGUUUAGCUCCACUGAAGUGUGUCUGCCUCUCCAGGACUCCCAUGUUUCAUCCUACAGUGAGAGUGACACAGAGAGCACAUACAGUGAGGAAGACUUAGUACAGCUUCCCCAGGACUUGUCUUUAAAAGCUUCACAAAGAUCAGCAUGUAAUUCUGUGUUAAGGAUCCCAUCAUCAGCUCAGUCCUCACCAAACACAGUAUUCACAUCAACAAAAAUCAAUUUCAAAGUGACCAGCUGCAGAGAGGACUCGCCCCUAUUUGCAUACAACACUCCUCCAUGGUUCCCCUGCCUGUUUAAUUUCCAAAAAGUCACAGACAAAGAACCCUCAAGCACUUCCCCCUCACCAGAUCGCACCAGCAGCCCGACUUCUCAGGCAAGUGUGAUCGCUAAAGCUGUGGACCUCUCUGUUGCAAAGCACAAAACACUACAGUGAAGAUACUUUACAUUUACAACCUGCUGCUGUCUAGCUGAUAUACCUACAACCCAUUAUUCAACAUUAAUCAAGUACUCUCAGGUACAAGAUUUCCCUCAAAUAUUUUCUUGUAUUCGUGUUCAGCUUUUAAAACCAAACCGAGUUCCAUGCUAUCUGAAUCCGUUAUACUAUUAUAUUUCUGAAAUAUUUUGCAACACACUACCUCAUUCUCAUAACGGUGUUAAAUAUGUAACUUGUAUAACUACCUCACGAAUGUGACACUUGAUCACAGAAGUUGUCAGUGUAAGCUAGUAAUAAUGCAGCAUUGGGAGAAUAUGCUUGUAUUGAUUUUGCAUUGGAGUGACAUUUCAUACUUGUUGACAGCAGAUGUAAUUAAACAAAGAAUGAAAUAGAAGCGUUACUGGGGAAUUUUUAAGGGGAAUUUGCAUGUAUAUUUUUCUACAGGGUACUGUAGCACAAUAUUGAGAGUUUUCUUAAAGAAAUGCUUAAGGUUUAGUACAUUUUCAUAUGAAGUUGUCAUGUCUGAAUGCAUUGAUUUAGCAAAUUUGACAUGUUCGUCAAUUCAGAACGACAGAAUUAUUGAACUGUCUGCCUGGAAACAUUGUUUUACUUGAGGUUUAGCUCUCCCAUGUCCGUAGGGCACUUAAUACUUGAAUAUAGACUCACUAAUUAGAGUUGUGUAUUAACUUGUUUCAACGUAAGGAGAUUUUUGCUUUAGUUUUUGUAUUAACUUUUUAUGCAACAGUCACUAAUUUGCAUAAUGAACAACUGCAGCACAGAGAUUUAAAAGCAAAUAUAAAAACAGG